GGAGAGCAGAGGGGAGAGAAGAGAGAGGAGAGCUCGAGGCGAGAGAGAGAGAGAGAGAGAGAGAUAGGACUUCCUCCCCGAUUCGCAAAGUGAAGUCACUUCCCAAAAUUAGCUGAAAAAAAAGUUUCAUCCGGUUAACUGUCUCUUUCGCUCCGCUACAACAACAAACGUGCACAGGGGAGUGAGGGCAGGGCGCUCGCAGGGGGCACGCAGGGAGGGCCCAGGGCGCCAGGGAGGCCGCGCCGGGCUAAUCCGAAGGGGCUGCGAGGUCAGGCUGUAACCGGGUCAAUGUGUGGAAUAUUGGGGGGCUCGGCUGCAGACUUGGCCAAAUGGACGGGACUAUUAAGGAGGCUCUGUCGGUGGUGAGCGACGACCAGUCCCUCUUUGACUCAGCAUACGGAGCGGCGGCCCAUCUCCCCAAGGCCGACAUGACCGCCUCGGGGAGUCCUGACUACGGGCAGCCCCACAAGAUCAACCCCCUCCCACCGCAGCAGGAGUGGAUCAAUCAGCCAGUGAGGGUCAACGUCAAGCGGGAGUAUGACCACAUGAAUGGAUCCAGGGAGUCUCCGGUGGACUGCAGCGUUAGCAAGUGCAGCAAGCUGGUGGGCGGAGGCGAGUCCAACCCCAUGAACUACAACAGCUACAUGGACGAGAAGAAUGGCCCCCCUCCUCCCAACAUGACCACCAAUGAGAGGAGAGUCAUCGUCCCCGCAGACCCCACACUGUGGACACAGGAGCACGUGAGGCAAUGGCUGGAGUGGGCCAUAAAGGAGUACAGCUUGAUGGAGAUCGACACAUCCUUUUUCCAGAACAUGGAUGGCAAGGAACUGUGUAAAAUGAACAAGGAGGACUUCCUCCGCGCCACCACCCUCUACAACACCGAAGUGCUGUUGUCACACCUCAGUUACCUCAGGGAAAGUUCGCUGCUGGCCUAUAAUACAACCUCCCACACAGACCAGUCCUCACGACUGAGUGUCAAAGAAGACCCUUCUUAUGACUCAGUCAGAAGAGGAGCAUGGGGCAAUAACAUGAAUUCUGGCCUCAACAAAAGUCCUCCCCUUGGAGGGGCACAAACGAUCAGUAAGAAUACAGAGCAACGGCCCCAGCCAGAUCCAUACCAGAUCCUGGGCCCGACCAGCAGUCGCCUAGCCAACCCUGGAAGCGGGCAGAUCCAGCUGUGGCAGUUCCUCCUGGAGCUGCUCUCCGACAGUGCCAACGCCAGCUGUAUCACCUGGGAGGGGACCAACGGGGAGUUCAAAAUGACGGACCCCGAUGAGGUGGCCAGGCGCUGGGGCGAGCGGAAAAGCAAGCCCAACAUGAAUUACGACAAGCUGAGCCGGGCCCUCCGAUAUUACUAUGAUAAAAACAUUAUGACCAAAGUGCAUGGCAAAAGAUAUGCCUAUAAAUUUGACUUCCACGGCAUUGCCCAGGCUCUGCAGCCACAUCCGACCGAGUCGUCCAUGUACAAGUACCCUUCUGACAUCUCCUACAUGCCUUCCUACCAUGCCCACCAGCAGAAGGUGAACUUUGUCCCUCCCCAUCCACCCUCCAUGCCUGUCACUUCCUCUAGCUUCUUUGGAGCCGCAUCACAAUACUGGACCUCCCCCACGGGGGGAAUCUACCCCAACCCCAACGUCCCCCGCCAUCCUAACACCCACGUGCCUUCACACUUAGGCAGCUACUACUAGAAGCUUACUCAUCGGUGGCCUUCUAGCUGAAGCCCAUCCUGCACACUUACUGGAUGCUUUGGACUCAACAGGACGUAUGUGGCCUUGAAGAGAAGACAAAACUGGAUGUUCUUUCUUGUUGGAUAGAACCUUUGUAUUUGUUCUUUAAAAAUGUUUUUUUUAAUGUUGGUAACUUUUGCUUCCUCUACCUGAACAAAGAGAUGAAUAAUUCCAUGGGCCAGUAUGCCAGUUUGAAUUCUCAGUCUCCUAGCGUCUUGUGAGUUGCGUAUUAAGAUUACUGGAAUGGUUAUGUCAUGGUUCUGAGAAAGAAGCUGUACAUUUUCUUUACGUUUUUAUGACCAAAGCAGUUUCUUAUCAAUACACGGGUCUCAUUAUGGGGUUCAGUAUGACACAGAAUCAUGGACUUAACCAGUCACGUUCUGGUUUGAGAUUUAGUGAAAAUAGAGGUGGGAAGCUUAUAAUCUAAUUUUAGGAGGAACAAAUUCAGUGGAUGGCAACUGGAACAUUGAUUGUAAGGCCAGCGAAGUUUUCACCCAACUGGAAUUUGAAGGAAAGAAGGUGUGUGUGUUUAAGACGCCAAGGGCAUUGCAGAAUCCCUCUCAGUGGACAGUAUGCACUCAGCUGACCACUCUCUCUAGAAAUAGUCAAGAUAUGAACUAAGAAAUUUUAAUGCAAAUACAUACAUUCCUGAAAGACGGGGAAUUAAAUAACUAAUUUUUUUUUUUUUUUAAUGAUGACAGUGAGUCCCAGAACUUGGAAAAGUUGUAGGGAUUUCUAAACUCAAGCAGAUUCGCAAGCGCUGUGCGCUUGUCAGACCAUCAGACCAGGGUCAACCAAUCAGAAGGCAACUUACUGUAUAAAUUAUGCAAAGUUAUUUUCCUAUAUCUCACAGUAUUAAAAAUAAAUAAUUAAAAAUUAAGAAUAAAUAAACGAGUUGACCUCGGUCACAAAAGCAGUUUUACUGUUGAAUCAAUCGCUGUUAUUUUUUUUAAUGUAAUUUGUACAUCUUUUAUCAAUCUGUACAUUUGGGCUGUUUGUAUGUUUUUAUAGCUGGUUUUUAAAAAGCAUAAUAUGACUAUAGCUGAAAAGGAAACAGGGCUGUUUAAGUCAGUGACUUACGAGAAAGCAAAGCACUGGUACAGAUAUUUAACAGGCAUACACAGCAAGGAAAGAUAAUCCAUUUAGAUCUUUAAUGCUUUGGAAAUGUGUGUAACAGUACUGCAAUAAUCACAGCUCUGGGAAAAACAACGAAACUUUCCCUUGUGGAGAGUAGGGAUUUUCCUGCUCCAUAUAUGCAACAUAUUUUUAGACAUUAAAAUAUAUAUAAUUUUGCAGGUAAUUGUUGACUUUUUUAACUAUAUUAAGUGUUAAGCUGACAACUGUCAAUGAAGACCAUGUUGUAAAAUAAUUUGACUAAAUAAAUGGUUCCUUCUCUCAGCGCUGA
Molecule: messenger RNA, 3132 nt
Organism: Nomascus leucogenys (northern white-cheeked gibbon)
Lineage: Eukaryota; Metazoa; Chordata; Mammalia; Primates; Hylobatidae
Gene: FLI1
Product: Fli-1 proto-oncogene, ETS transcription factor
Biological process (GO): cell differentiation; regulation of transcription by RNA polymerase II
Cellular component (GO): nucleus
Molecular function (GO): DNA-binding transcription factor activity, RNA polymerase II-specific; sequence-specific DNA binding
Source: RefSeq, a predicted model, not a curated record